This is a messenger RNA of Sebastes umbrosus (honeycomb rockfish), 1959 nucleotides long. RefSeq names its product homeobox protein Hox-D4b-like. NCBI's taxonomy places the organism in Eukaryota, Metazoa, Chordata, Actinopteri, Perciformes, Sebastidae. Gene Ontology annotation, cellular component: nucleus. The transcript has 2 exons. Gene Ontology annotation, biological process: anterior/posterior pattern specification; embryonic skeletal system morphogenesis; regulation of transcription by RNA polymerase II. The coding region runs from base 151 to 945 and encodes 264 amino acids. The record is from RefSeq and is a predicted model, not a curated record. Gene Ontology annotation, molecular function: RNA polymerase II cis-regulatory region sequence-specific DNA binding; DNA-binding transcription factor activity, RNA polymerase II-specific.
UUGGCUGGCCGCAGGGUCACGUGUUCCAGCGGCCGUCCGUCUAUUUGACAGCCGCAGGAUGGCUGCAUGCCAGAGGGGGAUGAAGAGACACAGAGAGGGGAGAGAAAGAAAAAUUAGUAUUCUCCUACACAGCCUCGCUAUAAAUCAAUCAUGGAGUCCUACGUGGUGAGCUGUAAAUAUGCUGAGCCGCAGUUCCCGCCUUGUGAAGAAGAUUACAGUAAUUUUAGUGACCAACGGGGGUUUUACAACAACCCCCAGGACAGUGGUGGUUAUGGAGGAGGCUAUCAGGCCAUGCAUCCUCCUCAGCCUCCUGCAUACACACCACAACACACCAACUAUCUCUCCUCAGGGCGCCGGGAGGAUGGAGAUGGAGAUGGAGAUGGAGAUGGAGAUGGAGAGCACCAAGGUGCGUCGUUCCGCGGCUGCAGAGAGGCAGAUGGACCCGGCAAGGAGUCGAGGUUCUCGGUCUCGGUGGGUGACCUGCAGGGCCAGGCCUGGAUGACCUGCACCAAGCCCGCUCAGGUGCAGAGGAAAACGGCCUGCCAGGGCAGAGACAAGCCGCCUAUUGUUGUCUACCCGUGGAUGAAGAAAGUGCACAUCGCUCACGUUAAUCCGAACCAUACGGGUCCGGAGCCAAAGCGCCUGCGGACGGCCUACACGCGCCAUCAGGUCCUGGAGCUCGAGAAGGAGUUCCACUUCAGCAGGUAUCUCACGCGCCGCCGCCGCGUCGAGGUGAGCCACGUGCUUCACCUGUCCGAGCGGCAGGUAAAGGUGUGGUUCCAGAACCGGCGCAUGCGCUGGAAGAAGGACAACAAGCUGCCCAACACCAAAGGAAGGAGCAAAAACAAGAAGGACAACAACAACAACAACAACAACAACAACAACAACAACAACAACAACAACAACAACAGCAGCAGCAGCAGCAGCAGCGACAGUAACGUCUGAGAACUGAAGCUGCAGUCUGAAGCUGCAGUCAGAAGCUGCAGUCAGAAGCAUGUUGGCACCUUCACUCUCCAAAAACUGAUGAUGCUAAAUGAUCCAGGGUGACUGAAACUAUUCUGCUUUAAAAAAAAAAUACAGGCUAUCCAUCUAAAUAAGGCUUUAUAAAAUUCACUUGUGUAUUUUUGCCUUAUAUAUCUUUUACUUUUUAAAUAUUCGCAAUUUUAGUCUGAUAUUUAAUUAAUGAAUGAAUGUUUUGAGUCUUAACUUUAGAUAAAAGUCAAGGUAGAUGGUCUGACAUCUCUCACAUUUAGACAUCCAAUAAUUAAUAUUGGUUUGGAGAGAUGCGUCUUUUUUGGAGAAAACAGGGUUUUUUAUUUCUACAGGGUAAAACAUAAUACAGGGUUUUAUAAUAGCUACCUAAAAAUAAUAAAAUAGCCUAACUUAUGAAUAUGCACAUUACCAAAAUUUCCACAAACUGGCGCUUAAAGGGUUAAAAAUAAUAAAUAGCAGAGCAGACACGCCACUUUGCUUGGCGGCUGAUUUAGCUGGACAAAUAAUGUUUUUAUUUUGUACAUAGAAGAGGCUCCAAAAAGAAUGCAUAUGUAGAAGGAGAAGUAGCCAUAUCGUGCAGAAUUUCUUUUAAAUCUCCAAAAGUGAAUCAACUUUUCAAUAGUUUAGAGGAAAAGUUAUACAUUUGUACGCACGGGGAUAUAAAUAAAUAAAAAACAGCCAAAUUGGUGGUAGAGGUUUUAAAUGCACGACUGUAAAUCCACCGUGUUUUCUCAGGUUACAGGGUUUUAACGAAAUGUUCUGAUGUUGUUUGAUUUAGAGGUUUAAAAUAUAAACUCUCUGAAACAACAGUGGGUUGCAUUUUCAAAGAAUAUGUUCUCUUGUUUUUUUAUUCCAGUUUAAUAUGCUAUAUUGAUUUCUAUUAUAGCCUACGCCAGUACUUAUUUUAUUUGUAUUAUUUAGAUGCAUAUUUUAUACUUUGUAGCAAUGUUCUUUUUAUAUAUAUAU